Molecule: messenger RNA, 360 nt
Organism: Rangifer tarandus platyrhynchus (Svalbard reindeer)
Lineage: Eukaryota; Metazoa; Chordata; Mammalia; Artiodactyla; Cervidae
Source: the annotation of a GenBank genome assembly
AUGUACAAAGUCAAAUACCUUCCACAUAGUAGAUGCACAGCAAGACAUUCCCCUGCCACCAGCCCCAAUAAGGCAAUUACCAGACAAGCUAUUGCUUCCACCCUGAGGAAUGUAACAGCCAAACUCCUAUUCUCAGAAACCAGGUCCCAUGUCCUCUCUUAUGAAGCCUUCCCUAGAUUACCUCCCCUGUCAAGGUUAGUCAUCUUCUAUCCACCUCUGUACCUGGUACAUACUGCUGUUGUUACCACAUUGGGUCAUAAUUUAUUGAUUCUCCUCUGUGUCUCUCCCACUAAUGAGCAGCACCUCUGUAUCCUCAGUGGCCAACAUAUAACAGAUGCUCAGAAAUGUUUAUUGACCUGA